Messenger RNA from Raphanus sativus (radish), 1730 nucleotides. Its product is annotated as dihomomethionine N-hydroxylase-like. The transcript is spliced from 3 exons. Lineage: Eukaryota; Viridiplantae; Streptophyta; Magnoliopsida; Brassicales; Brassicaceae. Gene Ontology annotation, molecular function: heme binding; monooxygenase activity; iron ion binding. The record is from RefSeq and is a predicted model, not a curated record. The coding region runs from base 9 to 1592 and encodes 527 amino acids.
GUUUAGCCAUGAGCAUGAGUAUCAUGAAUCCAUCUAGUUUCACACUUCUUAUAUUUUCCUUUACUUUGGCUUUGGCGCUCGCUAUGCUUUCCUUGAGAUCCAAGAAACCAAAAGGCCAGCUUCCUCCGGGCCCACAGGGAUGGCCGAUCGUAGGGAACUUGUUCCAUACGAUCAUGAACCGACCGGUUCACGUGUGGAUCCACCGUUCCAUGGAGGACAUGCAAACGGAGAUAGCUUGCUUCCGCUUCGCCAGCGUCCACGUCAUCACCGUAACCUCAAGCGAGAUCGCCCGAGAAGUGCUUAGGGAAAAAGACGAGGCUCUUGCAGACAGAACACAGUCGUACUCGAGCAAUCUCAUUAGCGAUGGCUACAAAGAAGUUGCUUUCUCUUCCUACGGAGAGAGUUGGAAGCUGAUGAAGAAAAUGAUGACCACAAAACUAAUGUCUCCGACAACAUUGAACAAAACCCUCGGUGAUAGAACCCUCGAAGCGGAUAAUAUCGUCACGUAUGUUUUCAAUCUACCCCGACAAGGAUCCAUUAACGUGAGAGAUGUUGUCUUAACGUAUUGCCAUGCCGUCAUGAUGAGGAUGAUGUUUGGCCAGAGGCAUUUCGAAGUAGCGGCUGAGGAUGGAGGUCUCGGGCCAAAAGAGAAAGAACAUGUGGACGCAAUUUACCGAGCUCUUGACUGUUUUUUCAGCUUUAAUGGAGCGAAUUACAUACCUUUUCUUAGAGGAUGGAACAUCGAUAACAAAGAGGCAGAGGUCAGAGAAGCGGUUGAUAUCCUCAACAGAUGCAACGACCCGAUCAUCCACGAGAGAAUGGAAUUGUGGAGGACGAAAGGUGGAAAAGAGACGGAAGAAGAUUGGCUCGAUAUUCUCAUCACGCUAAAAGAUGACCAAGGAAUGCCUUUGUUCACAUUUGAUGAGAUUAGGGCUCUGUACAGGGAUAUCAAUGUUGCAACAAUUGACAAUCCGAUGAACAACGUGGAGUGGACGAUCGCAGAGAUGUUGAAUAAUCCUGAGAUUCUUGAGAAAGCCACUAAUGAAUUGGACGUGGUAGUUGGCAAAAACAGACUCGUGCAAGAAUCAGACAUACCACAACUCAACUACAUCAAAGCUUGUAGUAGAGAAUCUUUCCGGCUUCACCCUACUAAUGUUUUCAUGCCUCCUCAUGUAGCCCGACAAGAUACUACGCUUGCUGGUUAUUUCAUUCCCAAAGGUAGUCAAAUUCUUGUGAGCCGUAUAGGGCUUGGUCGCAAUCCUAAUAUCUGGGACGAGCCUAACAUGUUCAAGCCAGAGCGCCACCUUGCUGACCAUGUUGGAAACUCAAUGGACGUGACUUUGAUGGAGCCUGAGAUGCGGUUCGUAAUAUUCGGCAGUGGUCGACGUGCCUGCGCAGGUACUAAAAUUGGGACAUCUAUGACUAUAAUGUUGCUAGCCAGACUUCUCCAGGGGUUCGAAUGGACCCUCCCUAAUGAUACAAGUCAAGUCGAGCUUGUUCCGGCGGAUACUAACUUGUUCAUGGCCAAACCUCUACUUGCAUGUGCGAAACCUAGGCUGACUCCAACUUUGUACCCGAAAAUUCAGGUCUAAAAUUCGGAGAACUUAUUCGCUGGAAAGAACUAUCGAGAUAUGUUAUAAUUGAAAUAAGGUUUAGUGUACUACUAAAAGCAUAUAGUCUAAUUAAUACUUACGUUGUACUCUUUCGUCAUCUUUUUAAUCCAAUAUUGC